Cyprinodon variegatus (sheepshead minnow) is the source of this 6494-nucleotide messenger RNA. Its product is annotated as calcium-activated potassium channel subunit alpha-1-like. The transcript is spliced from 33 exons. Gene Ontology annotation, molecular function: large conductance calcium-activated potassium channel activity. NCBI's taxonomy places the organism in Eukaryota, Metazoa, Chordata, Actinopteri, Cyprinodontiformes, Cyprinodontidae. Gene Ontology annotation, biological process: potassium ion transport; transmembrane transport. The coding region runs from base 614 to 4750 and encodes 1378 amino acids. The record is from RefSeq and is a predicted model, not a curated record. Gene Ontology annotation, cellular component: postsynaptic membrane.
AUCUGCGAUGCCAUCUUCCAACAAAUGGAUGAGACAGACUGCCAGAAGAAAAGAAGAAAAAAUAACGAUGGAUGUUGUAUUUUUUCUGCCGUAUGAUUUAGAUUUUCACCUUUUUGAAUAAUUGGAGGAGCGCAUUGAACAGCGCGCAGCCGAGGAUCGGCUGAAAGCUGCGCCGUAGGUGGAGGAGUGAGUGAAUCAUCGGUGGAAGAGGGCACAGCUGCAUUUCUUUUAUUAAUCAGUGACAUUAAGAAACGGAUAAUGAAUACAGGAAGGACUUUAUGCUUUCUGGAGCUUGUACAUAAUGUGAUUUUUACGCACAGAUCACACGGAUGACGCGCAACUCCAGCCGCGAACGCGCAUCGUGAGGCGCACCUUGUUUUCAGAAGUUUUUUAUUUUUAUUUUUUAUAAUUAUUCUUAUUAUUCCCGGUCUCUGUAUUUCAUCUAUCUUUAAACAGUCCUCGUAUCGGAGGUAGUAGGGACCGGAGCGGUGCUUCAACAUGCCUGAGCCGCUGUGGCAUCAGGGGGCGCUGGCUGGAGCUGCCCGACGCGCCUGAAUCUCUCUGUUUGACUUCAACUGUUUGCUUUAAGGGGUCUGCAUGUGAACAGAAGUCCAUGAUGGCGAAGAAAGGAGACCAAUCGUUCCGCAGUCUGGUGAUCCCGUUCUCGCCCGACGUGCCCUGUGACAGCAGCGGGCAGCGCAUGUGGUGGGCUUUCCUCGCCUCCUCCAUGGUCACUUUCUUUGGGGGGCUCUUCAUUAUCCUCCUGUGGAGGACCCUAAAGUAUCUGUGGACAGUCUGCUGCCACUGUAACGCUAAGAAGAAGGAAGUGCACCGGAUCACCACUGGCGAUGGCAUUAAGCGUACAGACAAAGAGGAUGCUGCGGCGAGCGAGGUGGGCUGGAUGACGUCAGUGAAAGAUUGGGCUGGAGUCAUGAUAUCCGCUCAGACGCUGACAGGAAGAGUCCUGGUAGUGCUCGUCUUCGCUCUCAGCAUUGGAGCCCUUGUAAUAUACUUCAUAGAUUCUGCUGAUCCUAUUGAGGACUGUCAGAACUUCUACAAAGACUUCACCUUGCAGAUCGACAUGGCGUUCAACGUGUUCUUCUUGCUUUAUUUCGGCCUCCGUUUUAUCGCUGCCAGUGACAAGCUGUGGUUCUGGCUGGAAGUUAACUCGGUGGUGGACUUCUUCACAGUUCCUCCCGUCUUUGUGUCGGUGUACCUCAACAGGAGCUGGCUGGGUUUGAGGUUUUUAAGAGCCUUAAGAUUGAUACAGUUCUCAGAAAUUUUACAGUUUUUGAAUAUUCUGAAGACAAGCAACUCCAUUAAGUUGGUGAACUUGUGUUCAAUCUUCAUAAGCACAUGGCUAACUGCAGCAGGCUUCAUCCACUUGGUGGAAAACUCAGGGGAUCCUUGGGAAAACUUCUCAAAUUCUCAAACACUUUCCUAUUGGGAAUGUGUCUACCUUCUAAUGGUUACGAUGUCGACUGUUGGCUAUGGAGACGUUUAUGCAAAAACCACUCUUGGCCGCUUGUUUAUGGUCUUCUUUAUCCUUGGUGGUUUGGCCAUGUUUGCAAGCUACGUCCCUGAAAUCAUAGAGUUAAUAGGAAACCGCAAGAAAUAUGGUGGUUCCUAUAGUGCUGUUAAUGGGAGAAAGCACAUCGUGGUCUGUGGUCACAUAACGCUCGAGAGUGUGUCCAACUUUCUAAAAGACUUCCUACACAAGGACAGGGAUGAUGUCAAUGUAGAAAUUGUUUUUCUCCAUAAUAUUUCCCCUAAUCUUGAGCUGGAAGCCUUGUUUAAACGUCACUUUACCCAAGUAGAGUUUUACCAGGGCUCAGUCCUGAACCCCCAUGACCUGGCCAGAGUCAAGAUUGAAUCAGCUGAUGCCUGCCUGAUUUUAGCGAACAAAUACUGUGCGGACCCAGAUGCUGAAGAUGCAUCCAACAUCAUGAGGGUAAUAUCGAUCAAGAACUAUCAUCCCAAAAUCCGAAUAAUAACACAGAUGUUGCAGUACCACAAUAAGGCGCACCUUUUGAACAUCCCGAGCUGGAACUGGAAGGAGGGGGACGACGCUAUUUGCCUUGCAGAGCUUAAACUGGGCUUCAUUGCCCAGAGCUGCCUGGCUCAAGGCCUCUCCACCAUGCUGGCCAACCUUUUCUCCAUGAGGUCCUUCAUCAAGAUCGAGGAAGACACAUGGCAGAAGUAUUACCUGGAGGGAGUAGCCAAUGAGAUGUACACUGAGUACCUGUCCAGUGCCUUUGUUGGGUUAUCCUUCCCAGUCAUAUGCGAACUCUGCUACGUGAAGCUGAAGCUACUGUUGAUAGCGAUUGAGUACAAGUCUGAUCAAAGGGAAAGCAGCACCUUGAUCAACCCUGGAAACCACGUGAAAAUGGAGGAGGGGACCCUGGGCUUUUUCAUUGCAAGUGAUGCCAAAGAAGUAAAGAGGGCACUGUUUUAUUGCAAGGCUUGUCAUGAUGAUAUAACAGAUCCCAAAAGGAUAAAAAAAUGUGGAUGCAAGAAAUCCAAGACGCCUGCCUACAAGAGAAUGAGACUGGCAUGUUGCUUUGAUCGCGGCCGCUCCAAGUGGCAGCGCUCUUGCAUGCCGGUUAAUGUUCGUAGUAACUUGGACUACCCUCAUCAGGACAUACCACUCUCUGCUCUCUCUGUUAAUGAUUGCUCAGCCACUUUACGUGCCUCUAAAAAUAGCUAUAAUGGAUAUAUCAAAUCAACAGUAAAAAGCAGCCCUGUAAUCCGGCCACCACCUUAUCAAUACAAAUCAGUUAAAGUGAACCAUGUUUCAGCCAGCAUGGUCUGUAGGGCCCCCCACAGAGAUGCUGCUGGUCCCAUCCCGUUGGUAAACAACCGCAAGGGAAGCCUGCUGGCCCUCAGCAAGCCUUCUGCCCUGAAACUGAGCCUUGUGGGCUCUAGAGACCUGGCCCAGGUCGGCCAGCUGCCAGGGGUGGCAGAGGAGACACGUCGACUUCAGCGGGCGCGAAGCCUGCCUGUGAAGUACAGAUACCACCACGGUCACCCCAGUAUCACCACUCACAGUCAGAUGAAGCUCGAGGAGGACCAACAGACAGCUUUAUCACCCAAAAAGAAGCAGCGUAAUGGAGGAAUGAGAAAUUCUCCAAACUCCUCACCUAAGAUUACGAGACACGACCCGCUCCUUAUCCCAGGCAAUGAGCAGGGCGAGACCAUGGAUGAGAACAUAAAAAAAUACGACUCCACGGGGAUGUUUCACUGGUGCCCAUCUAAAGACAUUGAGAAGGUCAUCCUGACUCGCAGCGAAGCAGCUAUGACUGUUCUGAGCGGACAUGUGGUUGUGUGCAUCUUUGGGGAUGUAAAAUCGGCACUGAUUGGUCUCCGAAACUUUGUGAUGCCCCUGAGAGCAAGCAACUUCCACUACCACGAGUUGAAGCACAUCGUGUUUGUGGGAUCCCUUGAAUAUCUGAAACGGGAGUGGGAAACACUACACAACUUCCCAAAAGUGUCCAUCCUGCCGGGCACACCAUUGAGCAGGGCUGAUCUGAGGGCUGUCAACAUCAACCUCUGCGACAUGUGUGUCAUCCUGUCAGCCAAUCAGAACAAUAUUGACGAUGCAUCCCUGCAGGACAAAGAGUGCAUCCUGGCGUCACUUAACAUCAAAUCCAUGCUGUUUGAUGACAGCAUCGGGGUCCUGCAGGCCAAUUCUCAAGGCUUCACGCCUCCUGGGAUGGACCGAUCCUCUCCUGAGAACAGCCCGGUCCACGGAUUAGUGCGGCAGACCUCCGUUACAACUGGAGGAAAUAUUCCUAUCAUAACAGAGCUUGCACCAUUAGCAAAGCAAGGCAAAAAAGUGCCUGUGAUUUCAUUCAGUCAGGAUAAAAGCAGUGGGACCAGCAUACAAAUGAUAACUGAGCUGGUUAAUGACUCAAACGUUCAGUUUCUGGACCAAGACGAUGACGACGAUCCAGACACAGAGUUAUACCUCACUCAGCCUUUUGCAUGUGGGACAGCAUUUGCAGUCAGUGUGCUUGACUCCUUAAUGAGUGCGACAUACUUCAAUGAUAAUAUCCUCACCUUGAUCCGGACGUUGGUAACAGGUGGUGCCACUCCAGAGCUUGAGGGUUUGCUGGCUGAGGAGAAUGCAUUACGUGGUGGCUACAGCACUCCACAGACCCUGGCAAACAGGGACAGGUGUCGCGUGGCACAGCUGGCCCUAUAUGAUGGGCCCUUUGCUGACCUCGGGGAUGGCGGCUGUUAUGGGGACCUGUUCUGUAAAGCCUUGAAAACGUACAAUAUGUUAUGCUUUGGGAUCUAUCGCUUACGAGAUGCACAUCUAAACACACAAAAUCAGUGUACCAAACGGUACGUCAUCACCAAUCCUCCGUACGCAUUUGAGCUUGUGCCCUCGGACCUCAUAUUCUGCCUGAUGCAGUUUGACCAUAAUGCCGGCCAAUCACGGACCAGUCUCUCCCACUCUUCCCACUCCUCGCACUCUUCGAGCAAAAAGAGCUCCUCCGUCCACUCGAUUCAAACCACCAACCGCGCCAACAGAGUCAAAAGCAGGGACUCACGAGACAAACAAAAUGCAACAAGGAUCAAUAGAGCUGGCCAAGAAAAGACACGGUUUACAGAUGAGCCACAGAAUACCCACCUGAGAACCAUACAGAUCACUCUUCUGAAUACUCACACAGUCAACCCUGUUGGUCUCAAUAAAUCCACCAGUAGCUUGAUCCCACCCAUCAGAGAAGCUGAGGAUGAAUGCUGAGCUCCAGACCCCAUCCUGACAUCUGGACAAAUGGACCUCCAGGACGACUUUUUGAUCGGAUGUCAGUGCGGACCUGGAUCUCCUGUAAACACAUACUAUCAAACUAACAACUGCUUUCCUUCCUACAUUGUUGCAGCAAUGUAACAUCUGAGCUUAAUUAAAACCAUUAAGACAAUCCUGAUCCCCACUCAACUUUCCCUUUGCACAGCAGUGAUCAGACUCCAUGACUGUUUUUUUGUUUUUGUUUGCUUGUUUAUUCCUUUUUGAGGAACUGGGAUCACUUGAGGAACCAGAGGUGGAUGAAGGACUAUAGUUUUAAGAAUUGCCUUUAAAGCUGUACAUCAACAACUACUGCUACUGCAUUUGAGUCACCUAGUCUGGUUGACAUAUUCUGUACAGUUUGUAAGUGUGUGUAUUUUGCAUCCAGCUGUAUCCCCCUCACUCAUCCACCACCACAGCCACAUGAGGACUGAUGUUGCACUCCAUUUACAACAGGGGCUGAAACUCUGAAAGGCAAAGAGUAGUGCCCAAAUGUGGGUAAAACUAUGAAUAGGUAAAUGAAUCCAAUCAGCCCAAAGGUAACAGGGACAGCUUUGCAAUUUAAGGUUUUUUUUUUUUUAUUUCAGUUCAGCUACUCUCAGUUGAAAAGAACUGAAUAGUUUUUUAUAUAUUUAGUUUCCUGGUAAAUGGUUGGUAGAAACAUCAAACCUUCUAGUGAGGAGCCAUCUAAUACAUCCAAAAUUUUGUCUAAAAAGAAAGCACUAACAAUGUACCUUCACAUGAGUGGCUAGUUUCUAAUAAGAGAAGCAAGUCAAUGCAACAAGUUCUGACCUUUCACUAUCGGAUGCUUUUGCCUCCAAAAUCCCCACAUAAGCAUUUCUGGUUUGUUAAGGUCUACAAUCAAAGCAUAAGGUUUAAUUAGUAACAAUCAACUACAUAUUCAAACUAAGUAUGAACAGUCGUUUUCCAACUAUAGAUUUACAUAAACAACUACUCUGUGGCCCUUAUGACUUCUUAAUAGAAGCAUUAAGGCAUAGCAGCAUCUUAAGUAAAACUGAAGUCUUGUAAUACACUAAAAUAUUAGACAAACAAGACUGAUCCACAGUGUAAAGUAUGUCUACACAGAGUGUAGAUUACAUCCAUUCACACUUUUUAUACGGUAUCUGUUUUAUCGUCACGUUUCCAUGUAAAUCAUAAAACAUCUAAACGUGCUAUCCUCAAAACUACUUAAAAAACUGACCCACAUAUGGUGUUGGUUGAAACGAAAUUGCUUAUGUACAACUUAAGUUUAAAAUUUAGCUUAAUAAUCAUGCAAACCCAUGUACUAUGGAGUAAAUAUUUUACUUAACUAGGAUUAAAUGAUAAAAUAAGUAAUCAUAAGUAACAUAAAUUGAGCCAUUCACCAGAGCAACAACAUUUUUAUAGGAAGAAACACACAAAAUAAAAUAAGAGAAAAUUGAUGGAAAAAGAUUUUUACUCUGUUUCAACAAGUCUUCCUUGGUGGAAAAUCUCCCUGUAUAAAAAAAAACUUAAGUGUUAAAUACAGUUUUAGCCCCAACUGAUACUUUUGUACAGUAAGUAAUUUAAAUCUCUUUUAAGCUUUUUGUUUUUCAAACAAAGUUUUUAGCAAAAUCACCUAAAUUAGAAUAUACCAACACAGUCCUACUUUAUUUGUGAAUAGACUGAUUACCUGUUGUCGAUAGCAAAUUUGAACCCAAGAUAACAGGAAAUGAAUCAAACUAAG